AUGAGUGACGAAGGAGCGCCACCCGAUCCGGUGCUCGAGGUACCACCUCCAACUGAAAUCAAGGUCCUCGAGACCGCAGAUGACAUUCAGAACAGAAGGUCCGAAGUUCUGACACAUUAUGGUCAGUUCAAGGACUAUGCCAAGCUGAAGAGGGAUCGAUUGGAAGAAGCACGACAGUUCCAGUACUUCAAAAGAGAUGCCGACGAGUUGGAAGUUUGGAUUCUGGAGAAGCUACAGACUGCUGCAGAAGAAUCCUUCAGAGAUCCUACCAAUCUUCAGGUAACCAUCUCAUGCCGUGAUAACAUUUUCUUUUUAGGCUAAGAUUCAGAAGCACGAAGCCUUCGUGGCCGAAGUCGAAGCCCAUUCAAAUGCCAUUAAAAACUUGGACAAGACCGGUAAUGAUAUGAUCGCUCAUGGACAUUACGAAAAAGAGACUAUUAGAGUAAGUUACACACUCAUAGAGAGAUCAAUUGACUGUAUGACAAUUUAUGUAUUAAAAAUACACAGAAAAAACAAAAUUAACAAAAUAUUGUUGUAGAAACGUUUGGACCGUUUACACGAACUCUGGGACCAACUUUUCUUCAAACUUAAUGACAAAGGAAUCAAACUUCAACAAGCCUUGAAGCUGCUCCAAUUCAUGAGACAAUGCGACGAGAUGUUGUACUGGAUCCGCGACAAAGAAACCUUUGUCAACUCAGAUGACUUUGGAACCGACCUCGAGCACGUCGAAGUCAUGCAACGCAAAUUCGAGGAGUUCUUGAAGGAGUUGGAGAACCACCAAUACAGAAUCACGGAAAUCAACCAAGCGGCCGAGGACCUCGUCCACGAAGGUCACCCAGAACAAAGCCAGAUCUAUGACAAACGAGACGAGGUCAUCAAGGCCUGGCACAAUCUCGGCACGUUGACUGCCAACCGACGUGAGGGGUUGUUCGGAGCACAACAGAUACAGCGCUUCAACCGAGACGUUGAUGAAACGUUGGGAUGGAUUUCUGAAAAAGAAGCCGUUCUUGCCAGCGAUGACUACGGUAGGGAUCUGAACAACGUUCAAGCGCUACAGAGGAAGCACGAAGGUACUGAACGAGACUUGGCCGCUUUGGAAUCUAAGGUGAGUACUUGUAAAGCUAACCUACUUCAACAUAUGUUUGGCCCAUUUUUCUACUGUAACAUAUAAAAAUGUAUUAAACCUUUGUUUCAGAUGGAGAAAGUUGGAGCUGAAGCCGAACGUCUCAGCCAAUUGUACCCAGACAGAACCAGCGACAUCGAAGACAAACUGGGUGAAGCCAGAACUCGUUGGGAUGCCCUUAAGUUGAAGGCUUUGGACAGAAAAAGAAACUUGGACAAGUCCUACAACCUCCACAGAUUCUUGGCCGAUUACCGUGAACUCAUCGACUGGAUUCGUGGUAUGAAAGCCUUAAUCUCGUCCAACGAGCUGGCCAAGGACGUAGCUGGAGCCGAAGCUCUUCUGGAGAACCAUCAAGAACACAAAGGCGAGAUUGAUGCUCGUGCUGACAGCUUCGCUCAGACUUCAGAAUCCGGCCAAAGGCUGCUGAAUGAUGGGCUCACUGAUAAAAGCGACGAAGUGCGUGAUUAUCUCAAGACUCUAGCUUCUGAACAAUCAGAGCUCGAGAAAUUGUGGGAAGAGCGCAGAAUCCUGUACGAACAAUGUAUGGACCUCCAACUCUUCUACAGAGACACCAACCAGGCCGAGAACUGGAUGACCAAGCAAGAAGCCUUCUUGGCCAACCAAGACCUUGGAGAUUCACUGGACAGUGUGGAAAGCCUUCUGAAGAAGCACGAAGACUUCGAGAAGUCACUGGCAGCUCAGGAAGAGAAGAUUCGUGCUCUGGAUGAGUUCGCGACAAAGCUGAUCGAAGGUCAGCAUUACGCUUCUGAUGACGUUGCCAAGAGACGUCAAGGUUUGUUAGAUCGUCGUACUCAACUGAUUCACAGAGCCAACGAACGCCGUGCUCGUCUGGAAGAGUCGUUCAAACUCCAAUCCUUCGACCGAGACUGCGACGAAAUGCUGAGUUGGAUCAAUGAAAAGCUGAAGACCGCCAAGGACGAGAGUUAUCUCGACCCCACCAACAUUCGCGGCAAACUUCAAAAGCACGCCAACUUCGAGCAAGAGCUUCGCGCCAACAGAAACCGCCUCGAUGAGCUGAAGACCGAAGGCCAGCGACUCAUCGACGGAAACCAUUACGCCAGUGAGCACGUUGUCAACAGAAUUUCAGAAGUCGACAAUCUGUGGACCGAGUUGGUUGAUGCUACUCAGAAGAAGGCUACUAAGCUGAAUGAAGCCCACGAAGAACAGCAAUUCAACAGAAACAUUGAAGACGUUGAGAUUUGGCUGAGCGAACUUGAAGGUCAACUUCAAAGUGAAGACUUUGGCAAAGACCUGAUCAGCGUGCAGAACCUCCAAAAGAAGCUAGGUCUUCUGGAAAACGACUACAAUGCCCACAACGACAGAAUCGAAAACAUUAAGCGUCAAGCCGAGAGCUUCGCCCAAGGUGAACACUUCAAUGCUCCAAUCAUCGUCAGAAAGCAAGAAGCCUUGAACUCCAGAUUCGAACAGUUGGGAGAACCCAUGAACAAGAGAAAGAAGAAGUUAGACGACUCUUUGGAGGGCAACAAGCUCUUUCGUGACAUUGAGGAUGAACUGGCCUGGAUCAGAGAAAAGGAGCAGAUUGCUGCCUCCACGAACAGAGGUCGUGACCUUGUUGGAGUUCAGAAUCUGAUCAAGAAACAAGCCGCUCUGAUUGCUGAAAUCAACAAUCACGAGCCUCAAAUGGAAUCUGUAGCUCAAGCUGCCGAGAACAUGAUCAAUGGAGGUCACUUCUUGGCCAUUGACAUCCGUGACAAGUUGGCCCAGCUCAGAGACAACUGGAGAAAUCUGAAGAACAAGGCCGAGAAGCGAAGACAAGACUUGGACGACUCGUGCCAAGCCCACCAAUACUUGGCCGAUGCUACCGAAGCCGAGUCCAGAAUGAGAGAAAAGGAGCCGGUUGUUGGAUCUACUGACUACGGAAAGGACGAAGACAGUGCUGAAUCUUUGUUGAAGAAGCACAGAGCACUCAUGUCGGACUUGGAAGCCUUCUACUCUACGAUCGAGAAUCUGAAGAACGAGGCUGCGAAAUGCAAGUACCAAGAACAACCCGGAGGCCAGCUUGGCAAAGAAUGUGUUGUAGCUUUGUACGAUUACACCGAGAAGUCACCUCGUGAAGUCUCCAUGAAGAAAGGAGACGUCCUCACCUUGCUGAACGCUACGAACAAGGACUGGUGGAAAGUUGAAGUCAACGAUCGUCAAGGCUUCGUGCCGGCUUCCUACGUGAAGAAAGUGGAGCCAGGAUCACAACAUCAUCAUCAAGCCAUUGCCCAACAAGCUCCAAACACCAUCAACGCCAAACAGCAACAGAUCACCGACCAAUACAUGAGACUACGUCAACUUGGAGAUCAGAGACGCAAGAAGUUGGAAGAGGCCUGCAAGGGCUACCAACUGUUAAGAGAAGCCAACGAUUUGGCCGAUUGGAUCAGAUCCAGAGAAGCCGUCGCUUCACAGCAAGAAAUCGGAACUGAUCUCGAACAAGUCGAGGUGCUCCAGAAGAAGUUCGACGACUUUAAGGGAGACAUGAAGGCCAAUGAAAGCCGUCUGAACGAAAUGAACCAAAUUGCCACAGCUCUGAUCAACGUUGGACAAACAGAAACCGCGGUUAAGAUUCGCCAACAGAUCGAUGACUUGAACCAACGUUGGAAGGCUCUCGAACAGAAGGCGGAACAACGUGAACAACAGCUUGACUCUGCUCAUGAAGUCCAACGAUUCCACCGUGACAUCGAUGAGACCAAGGACUGGAUUCAAGAGAAGAAUGAAGCCCUUGACUCUGAUGACUUUGGCCGUGAUCUUCGCUCCGUCCAAGCCCUUCAGAGAAAGCACGAUGGUGUAGAAAGAGACUUGGCCGCUCUUGGAGACAAGAUCAAGAAUCUGGACGAGAAGGCCAACAAGCUUCGUCAGACUCACCCCGAAGCCGCCGAACAGAUCUACGACCUUCAACGCCAAAUCAACGAACAAUGGAAUCACCUCACUCAGAAGGCGAACUCAAGAAAAGACAAACUCCUCGACAGCUAUGAUUACCAGCGAUUCCUGAGCGAUUACCGCGACCUCAUUCAGUGGAUUGCCGGACAGCGUCAAUACGUUUCGUCCGAUGAGCUCGCUAACGACGUUACUGGCGCUGAAGCCUUACUCGAAAGACAUCAAGAUUACCGUACGGAGAUCGACGCCAGGGCCCCUACCUUCCAAGCGUUCCAGCAGUUUGGGAAUCAGCUGAUUAACAACAAGCAUUACGCCACUGAAGACGUGAAACAACGCCUCCAAGACGUGGAUCAGGCUCGACAAGACUUGGAACAGGCUUGGUUGAACAGAAGAAAGGUCCUCGACCAGUGUCUUGAACUUCAACUGUUCUACCGUGAAUGUGAACAAGCUGACACCUGGAUGACUGCUCGUGAAGCCUUCCUCAACGCCGAUGACGGAACCGACAAUGUUGAGUCCUUGAUCAAGAAACACGAGGACUUCGACAAGGCCAUCGCUUCUCAACAGGAGAAGAUCAACGGCCUCAGUGAGUUCGCGAAGGAGUUAGCUUCAAGAGGACACUACGAUACGGGAGCCAUCGACAAGAAGAACGCCCAGAUUCUGGACCGUUGGGAGAGCUUGAAGGGAGCUUUGAUUGACAAGAGAUCAAAGCUCGGAGAGUCCCAAACUCUACAACAAUUCAGUCGAGAUGCUGAAGAGGUCGAGAACUGGAUCGCCGAGAAGUAUCAGAUCGCUCAAGAAGAAAGCUACAGAGACCCCACUAAGAUUCAGCAGAAGUACCAGAAACAACAAGCCUUCGAAGCCGAAUUGACGGCCAAUGCCGACAGAAUCUCGGUUUUAUUGAGUGCCGGUGAAAACCUGAUCAACAACGCCAAGUGUGGUGGAGGUGAAGUGGCAGUGUCAGACAAGUUGAGGUCGAUGAAAGAACAAUGGGACCUGUUGAUGAAAACCACCACGGAGAAGAGUUACCGUCUGAAGGAAGCCAACAAGCAGAAGAGCUUUAUGGCGGCUGUCAAGGAUCUUGAGUUCUGGCUUGGUGAAGUCGAAACCCUUCUGGCUUCUGAAGACUAUGGUCGUGAUCUCGGAUCCAUCGAGAACCUGUUGAAGAAACACCAACUUCUGGAAGCCGACAUCGCUGCUCAUGUUGAUCGUCUGAACGAGAUGGAUCAACAAGCUGACUCGUUGUUGGUCUCUGAACAGUUUGACAAUGCUCAGAUUGACGAACGUAGGAACGCCAUCAAGGACCGUUACGACAACGUGAAGAGAAAAGCUGCCGAGCGCCGGGAGAAGUUGAACAAGGCCAUCAACGUGCACCAAUUCUUGCGUGACAUCGACGAAGAAGAGAGUUGGAUCAAGGAGAAGAAGCUUCUUGUCAGCAGUGACGACUACGGCCACGAUCUUGCUGGUGUUCAGAAUCUGCGCAGAAAACACCGUCGUCUAGACAACGAACUGGCUACGCACGAACAAGUUGUCCAGAAUGUCAAAUCGAAGGGAAUCGAACUGCUGGAGGCCACUGACAUCGGAGGACCAGAAAUCAGACAAAGAAUGAUGGCGUUAGAAGACAGCUGGAAACAAAUCGUCGACCUCACAACUGACCGUGACCAGAAGUUGAACGAAUCCGAAGCCUUCCAGAACUUCAUUGGCAAGGUUGAGGAAGAAAGAGCUUGGCUGAACGAGAAACAACAGAUUCUGAGCAGCCCCAACUUCGGAGAAAACAUGGCUGCCGUCCAAGGGCUUCUGAAAAAGCACGAUACCUUCGACACCGACCUCGAAACUCAUCAGAAGCGCAUCGAUGACAUCGCUGUCCUCGGCAAAGACCUCAUCAACCAGAAGAACCAUCACGCCCCCGAGAUCGAACAACGUGUUCAACAACUACGUCGUGAUCUUGAACAUGUUAGAGGUCUGGCCAAAGAACGUCGUCAAAGACUCCAGGACAACAGUGCUUACCUCCAAUUCAUGUGGAAGUGUGAUGUUGUUGAGAGUUGGAUCGCCGAGAAGGAAGCCCACGUCAAGUCAGAAGACUACGGUCGUGAUUUGUCAUCAGUCCAGCUACUGUUGACCAAACAAGAAGCCUUUGACGCUGGACUGAAUGCAUUCCAACAAGAAGGAAUCCAGAGGAUCACCGAACUCAAAGAUCAUCUGGUUGCUGGGCAACAUAAACAGACUCCAGAGAUCGAGAACCGUCACAAUAAUGUUCUUCAACGAUGGCAACGACUCUUGGCCAACUCUGUAAACCGCAGAAAGCGACUGAUGGACACCCAAGCCGAGUACAAGAAGGUUGAGGAACUGUUCUUGAGCUUCGCGAAGAAAGCCUCCGCCUUCAACUCGUGGUUCGAGAACGCUGAAGAAGAUCUCACCGAUCCUGUACGUUGUAACUCAUUGGACGAGAUCAAGACCUUGAGAGAAGCGCACGCUGAAUUCCAGAAGUCUCUAGUCUCCGCGGAAAAAGACUUCUGUCAGCUACAAGAGCUGGACCGCCAAAUCAAGGCUUACAAUGUUGGACCCAACCCCUACACCUGGUUCACGAUGGAAGCCCUUGAGGACACCUGGAGGAAUCUCCAGAAGAUCAUCCAAGAACGGGAUGCCGAGCUGGUUAAAGAACAUGCUCGUCAAGAACAAAACGACAAGCUCCGUCAAGAGUUCGCUCAAGUCGCCAACAGGUUCCACCAAUGGCUACAGACGACGAGGUCGGAAAUGCUGGAAACCCAUGGAUCUCUGGAACAACAACUCGACAUGUUGAAGAGGAAGACCGGCGAGAUCAAAGCGCAACGAGAUCAUCUCUCCCAGAUCGAACAGCUUGGGGCAGCCCUCGAAGAAAGACUCAUCCUCAACAACAGGUAUACAGAACAUUCGACUGUAGGGUUGGCACAGGCGUGGGAUCAGAUCGACCAAUUGGCCAUGAGGAUGCAACACAGUCUGGAGCAACAGAUCCAGGCCAGAAACAACUCUGGAGUCAGCGAAAAGGCACUCAGAGACUUCUCCAUGAUGUUCAUGCACUUUGAUAAGGUAAAAAUAGUUCUAAAAUUACUUUCAAGCAUGACGAAACUUUCAAAAAUCACUUCUUUUGUCAAUAUUUCACAUUUGGACAAGAAAUUGUUUUCUAAAUUUCUAAAAAAAUUAUUUAUAACGAAAUGUCACUUUCUAUUGAUUGUGACGAAUCUAUACAAACUGAUGAAAAAUAGAAUUUAAAGCUUUCAGAAAAAUAUAUUUUUUUACUAAACACAACGUAUUCCAAAUUUUUAAUGUCAGCACUUAUUUAUAAUAUUUUAGGACAAGACCGGACGUCUCGACCACCAGAGCUUCAAGUCCUGCUACCGAUCUCUUGGCUACGAUCUUCCGACUGUCGAUGAAGGCCAAAACGAACCAGAAUUCCAGAGGAUCUUGGAUAUUGUGGAUCCAAACAGAGAUGGCUAUAUUACACUGCAAGAAUACAUGAGCUUUAUGAUUAACAAGGAGACAGAGAACGUCAACUCUAGUGAAGACAUCGAACGUGCCUUCAGGGCAUUGAGCCGCGAAAUGAGGCCGUAUGUCACGGCAGAGGAGCUUUAUGCUGUAAGUUUACUUACUACAAUGAUAGCAAAAGUUAUAGUAUUAUAGAACGGUAUUUUACAAACUUUUUGAUAAGAAUUAAAGUUAGACUUGUAACAUAUUGUAAUAGAUGUAAUUUUUUGUAUCUUACGAUUAUUGCUUCAGAAUUUGACCCCUGAACAAGCCGGCUACUGUAUGCGGCGUAUGAAGGCGUACGUGGAAGGCGGUACCAACCGUACCAUCCAAGGCGCCCUCGACUACGAAACCUUUGUCCACGAAAUGUUCCAAAGUUAA
Messenger RNA from Bursaphelenchus okinawaensis, 7903 nucleotides. Lineage: Eukaryota; Metazoa; Nematoda; Chromadorea; Rhabditida; Aphelenchoididae. The record is from the annotation of a GenBank genome assembly.